Messenger RNA from Astyanax mexicanus (Mexican tetra), 398 nucleotides. RefSeq names its product Ig heavy chain Mem5-like. Lineage: Eukaryota; Metazoa; Chordata; Actinopteri; Characiformes; Acestrorhamphidae. The record is from RefSeq and is a predicted model, not a curated record. Bases 37 to 369 code for a protein of 110 amino acids. The transcript has 2 exons.
UGUGACUACGCUUUUGGCUACUGGGGGAAAGGAACGAUGGUGACCGUGUCUUCAGUGUCUCAGACUAAGCCCUCAGUUCCCUUCAUUGUAUCCCAGUGCGGACCUCCAACAGACGGGCUUCUGACAUUCGGCUGCGUCACUAGUGGUUUCUUUCCUGAAUCGCUGGAGAUGGAGUGGACUCUUGGUUCCGGCAGUAAGAGUAGUGAGGUGCAGUUCCCGGCUAUGAAGUCGCAAAGUAAUUCGUUCACAGCGGUGAGCCAGGUGCAGAUCAAUGCCACAACCUGGACUAAUAAUUCCCUGACCUGUACUGUGAAGCAUCCUGCCGGCUCAGAAACAGCAACACUGAAGGGUAGGAGAAAUUAUAUAUGACCACACUGUUAUUAUUAUUAUUAUUAUUA